Salvia splendens (bonfire salvia) is the source of this 1560-nucleotide messenger RNA. RefSeq names its product G-type lectin S-receptor-like serine/threonine-protein kinase SD1-13. Gene Ontology annotation, molecular function: ATP binding; protein serine/threonine kinase activity. Lineage: Eukaryota; Viridiplantae; Streptophyta; Magnoliopsida; Lamiales; Lamiaceae. The coding region runs from base 1 to 1560 and encodes 519 amino acids. The transcript is spliced from 10 exons. Gene Ontology annotation, cellular component: plasma membrane. Gene Ontology annotation, biological process: recognition of pollen; protein phosphorylation. The record is from RefSeq and is a predicted model, not a curated record.
AUGGACACCAUAAGGGCUAAAGAGGGAUUCUCUAAUAGACAUAGAUACGAAUUGAGUUUUUUCACCUCACCAGAUGCAUGUCACUGUUAUGCUGUUAGCAUGUUCAAUGUCUUGGCAAUUUCCUUUUCUGCAGCCAUUGACACCAUAAGAGCUAAUGAAUCUCUCAGGGAAACUGAAGCUUUGGUUUCCAAUGGAAAUAGAUUCAAAUUGAGUGUGAUAUGUUUUGUCAGUGAUUCUCCUGGAACUCUGUAUCAAACACUAAUACUUUCAAAUUCAUCUGUUUUGCUAUACGUUUUAUUGAACUCUUCAGGGAGUGUAGAGCAGAUGGUGUGGUCUGAUGAGAAGAAACGAUGGGACGUAACAUGGUCAUCAACAAGUAACGAGUGUGAUAUGUAUGCUUAUGCAUAUCCUCCUGGAAUCGGAUGUCUGCAAUGGACUCAGAAGUAUACUUAUGGUGGUGAUGACUUGCACAUUCGGUUGACACAUUCAGAAAUAGCAGAAAAGAAGCAAUACCGCAAAGCAAUUAUUGUGACAGCAGUGGUUUUGGGGUUUAUACUUGUUGCCAUAUGUGUAUACUUUUUGUUGAAAUAUUUGUGUUACAGAGGAUAUUCUGUAGAAAGCACACUCAAACAUGAUGAGCAUGGUGUUAUACUUGAGGAGUUACCUACAUUUGGAUUUAUGAUACUCUCAAAUGCAACAGAAAAUUUUAACCCUGCGAAUAAGCUUGGACGAGGUGGCUUUGGUCUAGUCUACAAAGGGAAAUUGCCAAAUGGAGUAGAAAUUGCUGUGAAAAGGCUUGCAAGAUCCUCUAACCAAGGUGUCGAGGAGUUCAUGAAUGAGGUUCAGCUUGGAUACCUAUCUGUUUGUGGCUACAUGCCCCCGGAAUAUGCACUACGUGGAAUAUUCUCCGAAAAAUCAGAUGUGUAUGGCUUUGGGGUUCUAUUAUUAGAGAUUGUGAGUGGGAAGAAACACUCCAGUUUUUAUGAUCAACAGCUCUUCCUUACAGCUUAUGCAUGGAAAUUGUGGAAUGAUGGACAGAUUGUAUAUUUGGUGGAUCCUGCCAUAUAUGAUGCUGGAAUUGAAGAUGACAUGAUGAGAUAUGCAAACAUAGGCCUUUUGUGUGUUCAAGAAAUAGCAGCAGAUAGGCCUAACACGCUGACAGUGCUGUCGAUGCUUAGCUGUGAGAUCGUAGUGCUUCCUCACCCGAAGCAACCAGCGUUUCUUGCGAUGCAGAGCUCUCAAUCGACAGAGCCCUCUAGCAAGAGUAUAAGUAAAUGUUCUGCAUGGAAAUUGUGGAAUGAAGGAAAGAAAAUGAAUUUGAUGGAUGCAGACAUCUUUGAUAGUGGAAUGGAAGAUGAUAUUGUUCGAUACGCAAAUGUCAGUCUCUUGUGUGUGCAAGAUACUGCAGCAGACAGGCCUAACAACAUGUCUAGAGUGUUGCGAUGCUUAGCAGUGAGAUCGUGGAGCUUCCUCGACCAAAGCAGCCAGCGUUUCGUGGGGUGCAUAGUUCUCAAUCCACGGAGUCCUCUACCAAGAGGUCAAUUAAGGUUCUGUAAAUGA